Messenger RNA from Telopea speciosissima, 1020 nucleotides. RefSeq lists its product as uncharacterized. The record is from RefSeq and is a predicted model, not a curated record. Bases 199 to 1020 code for a protein of 273 amino acids. Lineage: Eukaryota; Viridiplantae; Streptophyta; Magnoliopsida; Proteales; Proteaceae. The transcript is spliced from 3 exons.
AAUGCAUCUCUUGGGAAGGAUUCUGGGAAUAUUAGUGAUUCACUUUCUGAUGAUGAAGUCGGAAUUCUGAAGCCCAUAGGCCAUAACACUUGCAUAUCCAGUGAGCGGAGUAGAAUACAUGAUGUAGCAAACUGUGUUUCAGCUGAUCUAUACAAAGACUGUAGGAGUUCUGCAUUUAAGACUGAUUCACUUAAGAAAAUGCAAGCAGUAAAAGAUGCCUAUACGUUACAAUUAGCUUCUGAAUCUGUUCAAUUUGCUACUGGUAGUCCUCUUGCGGAGUUUGAGAAACUUCUUCAUUCUGCUUCCCCAGUCAUUGCCCAGAGAUACAGCAUUCAGCAAUGUCAAACUUGCUGGCUAGAGCGCGUUGGUGCUUCCCUGUGCACGCAUCAAAUGCCAAAUGUGCCUUUGGGAGGCCUUUGGCAGUGGUAUGAGAAGCAUGGGAACUAUGGUUUGGAAGUUAAGGGAGAGGACUAUCUGAACUCAAAGAGAUUGAGUAUUGAUCGUUUUGAGUUCCGUGCCUAUUUUGUUCCAUUUUUGUCAGCAGUUCAGUUGUUUAGUAAAUGUAGGAAUCAUCCGAUGAAUAAUAGCACUGGGAUUUCCUCUCCUGAGGUCUCUGAAGCUUGUGAAAUGAAUGAAGCAUCAGAAAGUUCCUCACAUAUAGGCCAACAUCCGAUUUUUUCAGUACUUAUACCUGAACCUUACAGACAGGACGACAAAAGCUCAUCACAACCUGUGAGUCUAUCAUGUCUGUCAGAGUCUUCGUCAACACGUAUCAGAGAUUUGUUAAAUGAUCAUUCGUUUGGUUCUGCAUGCUGUGAUGAUCCUGAGCUCCUUUUUGAAUAUUUUGAAUCCGAGCGACCUCAACAAAGACGGCCAUUGUUUGAGAGGGUAAAAGAGUUGGUCAGAGGUGGAACUUCAAAUUGCCGAGCUUAUGGAGAUCCAACAAUGCUAAACUCCUUGGGUCUGCAUGAUCUGCACCCCUCUUCUUGGUAUUCUGUUGCUUGGUAUCCUAUUUUAUAG